Paraglomus brasilianum is the source of this 1800-nucleotide messenger RNA. The record is from the annotation of a GenBank genome assembly. Lineage: Eukaryota; Fungi; Glomeromycota; Glomeromycetes; Paraglomerales; Paraglomeraceae.
AUGGCAGAGAGUAUAGUAUACGAAGAUACUCCAUUUGCAGAGUAUCUAGCUGAAAUAGGCAGCGAAGAAGAACUCAUACAACAACCAGAAAUAUACAACUGCGAUAAAGAGGAGAAGAAAAAGGUUAUGAGUGAGAGACUAUGGAAGACAUCGGCCGAGGUUGUGUCUUAUGUCAAGGAAGCACUCUCGACUGCUCUCCCAGCACACGAAGAAACUCAUUUUGAAGAGCGUUUUAAAUACAUUCUAUGCACAUCCCACCUUCUCAAUGACACCAUGAGAAAUUUCGAGAUAAUUCUAAGUACGGCUAUCGGGAUCAUGAUUAUUAUAUUGUUGACACUUAUUUUUGGAAACGAGAGCGAACAAUUCAGCAAUGGUGUGGGUGUUUUGAUAAAACUGCCGAUAGUUGUAUUGGUGGCGUUGACGGUAUCAUUCUUGUUAUAUAGGAGAAUGAGACGAAAAGCAAUGAAAACGCUUCAUGACUCUGCUUUAUACUUUUUGGAGAGCUUGGUCUACCACUGCCAAAUAUUUGAUUUGAAAAUAAACCGCGCAUUGAUUAUGAUCCAGGAAAUAGAACUGGUCUCCCGUGGUUAUCGUCUUUCAAUGCCACUCUCUCCAAUCACUCGAAUCGAACAAUACUCCAAGUCCCGUCGAUGUCUUGCGCUAAGAGAAGUCCUCCGACGUCUUCUUUGCGAGGCUUUUAUGGCUUAUCGACGUGCAAUAAUUACCAUUCAACCCGAAGUUAACAAGGCGAACUUGGAACUAAUGUUCGAAAUGUACAAUAUUAUCAGUGAUAAUGAGUCGGACGAAUGGAACCUUGAUGACGACGAAGAAGACGAUGUAAAUUCGUUGGAUCAUCUAAAGAAAUGUUUUCACAAGACGCAUUAUAUGAGAAGAGAGUUACUAUGUCACUUUCUUGCUCUGGGUAUAAUGACUCCUGGACGUGAUUCUCACCGUAGAGAUUAUGAACAGCAUUGGGCAAAUGUUAACGAGCAUUUGAACGAAUUGGGAGCUGUCACUGGAAAGUUGGUGGAUAAUGUCAUUACUGCAUGUGCGACCGAGCCAUAUACUAUUCCAUCGUCUAAACAGGAUAUCUUGGCUAAGCAUGCUCCGCUCGCGGAAGAUAAGACUUUGAGGGCUUUUCUACAUAAGCUAGCUGCAAUGGAACAGAGCAUGCGAGGUAUUCAAGCAAAAUUGUAUAUCUGUAACGAAGAUACAAGAAAAUAUUUCGAUAAUGAAGAUGGCUCUUCCGUAGCGGAUCUUAUUAGUGAAAGUGAUAAGGAGGUUCUGAUGAAUCAAUAUUAUUCGAUCAGCCAAGACAUCAACUACAUGAUAGGCGAAUGGGAGACGGGUAAAGAAGCAUUAAGCAACAUAAUUGAACCGAAAAAUAGGGUACCAGCUUCACGGAACUCUGUUGAUGAGGAGGAAACCUCACGGUCAGAGACUGUGAGUAGCGAAACGGACAAUGACGAGAACAGUUCGCAGAAAACAGUAAUUGACUGGACACAAAUCGAUGAACCACUUGACGUUCCCGAACAGUAUUUCGAAGCUGAUGCUGAGCCAGAAGUUAAAAAGAAAUUGACGAGAGAAGAAAGGAUUAUUGUCCAGAGAGCUAAGCGUGAAGAAGAGACCAGAAUCAGAGCAGCACGACAAGACAGCGAAAAGAUGGUCCAUGAACUUAAAGAUGUAUUGAAUCGACGCAAAAGACGUAGCAUCGACUUGGAUCCUGAAACUCUGCAGUUGACUCAACCUCAGAACAUCACGCCAUUACCGGAUACACGGGUUCCCAUUGCAAUGCACUGA